Anoplophora glabripennis (Asian longhorned beetle) is the source of this 687-nucleotide messenger RNA. RefSeq lists its product as uncharacterized. The coding region runs from base 1 to 687 and encodes 228 amino acids. The record is from RefSeq and is a predicted model, not a curated record. NCBI's taxonomy places the organism in Eukaryota, Metazoa, Arthropoda, Insecta, Coleoptera, Cerambycidae. The transcript has a single exon.
AUGACAUGGACAGAUAAAGAGUACAAAGUAGGCAAUAAAUUGACAAUAAGAACAGAAAAUAACAAAGUAUACAAUUUCGAGGAAGUAGAGGAAUUCCGAUAUCUAGGCACAGUGUUCUCCAGAAGGCCAGAUAUAAAAAGAGAGAUACAGGCAAGACUGAUGGCAGGAAACAGAUGUGUACAUGCAAUGAGGAGACUUUUGAAAAACAAAGACAUGACUCAAUCACUAAAAAUAAGGAUUUACAAGUCAAUGAUAAGACCUAUAGUGAUGUAUGCAAGCGAAACAUGGGUUUUAAGAAAGGAAGAGCAGGACAGACUAAGAGUCUGGGAGCGUAAAAUAUUAAGAAAUAUUUAUGGAGGAAAAGAAGUAAACGGUAUGUGGGAAAGACGUACUAAUAAUGAAAUAAAAGAAUUAUACAAGGAACCAGACAUAAUAGGGGUGAUAAAGGCACAAAGAAUUAGAUGGUUGGGACAUAUCACGAGGAUGCAUUCAGAAAGAGUUCCCGCAAGAAUAAUAAAUUGUAAAAUCGGAAAUACAAGAAGACAAGGAAGGCCGAGAGUCAGGUGGAAGAAGGAGGUGGAAGACGACAUGCGACAAAUGGGAGUACAAGGUUGGAGGGAAAAAGCUCUGGACAGACAGGAAUGGAAGAAAGUGGUCAAUCAAGCCAUGGGCCUACUAGGCCUGUAG